AUGGGUAGCGACGUGCAGACAGAAAAGCGGCAGCUCACGAUCAAGACAGGCGUCGUACAGCGAUUGAACAAGGAACUGGGUCUGUACAAACAAGAGGCCGAUGAGCAGGCUGUGCGCGUGAAAGACUAUGUCGACCAAGGCAGGGACGAGUGGGACAUCAGGAAGCAGGAGGAAAUUUUGCGGGACUGCGAGCAAAUGAUUCCAGACACAACGCGUCGACUCAAGGAUGCCACGACGGAACUCCACACCUACAUGACCGGUGUUAGCGAAGCAGCUAGGCAGACAGACGAGUGGCACAAAGCUGAUAAGGCCCUGGCUGCCGUGCCGUAG
Messenger RNA from Malassezia restricta, 330 nucleotides. Its product is annotated as tubulin-specific chaperone A. Gene Ontology annotation, biological process: post-chaperonin tubulin folding pathway; tubulin complex assembly. Gene Ontology annotation, molecular function: beta-tubulin binding. Gene Ontology annotation, cellular component: microtubule cytoskeleton; cytosol. The coding region runs from base 1 to 330 and encodes 109 amino acids. The record is from RefSeq and is a predicted model, not a curated record. NCBI's taxonomy places the organism in Eukaryota, Fungi, Basidiomycota, Malasseziomycetes, Malasseziales, Malasseziaceae. The transcript is spliced from 4 exons.